Molecule: messenger RNA, 3536 nt
Organism: Lemur catta (Ring-tailed lemur)
Lineage: Eukaryota; Metazoa; Chordata; Mammalia; Primates; Lemuridae
Gene: LRIG1
Product: leucine rich repeats and immunoglobulin like domains 1
Exons: 19
Coding region: 67-3375 (1102 amino acids)
Molecular function (GO): protein binding
Source: RefSeq, a predicted model, not a curated record
AGCGCCCGCGGCCGCCCGGGACCCCGCAGUCCCCGCGCCCGGAGUUCGCGGCGCGCUCCAGACAAGAUGGCGCGGCCGGUCCGGGGAACGCUCGGGGCCCCGCGCCGCUUGCCUCGCCUUCUCCUCCUGUGGCUGCUGCUGUUUCGGCUGGAGCCGGCGACGGCUGUGGCCGACCCGCGGGCGCCCUGCGCGGCCGCCUGCACUUGCGCCGGGGAGUCUCUGGACUGCGGCGGGCGCGGGCUGGCGGCGCUGCCCGGGGACCUGCCCUCCUGGACGCGGAGCCUAAACCUGAGCUACAACAAACUCUCUGAGAUUGACCCUGCUGAUUUUGAGGACUUGCCGAAUCUACAGGAAGUGUACCUCAGUAAUAACGAGUUGACAACCAUCCCAUCCCUGGGUGCUGCUUCGUCACAUGUCGUCUCUCUCUUUCUACAACACAAUAAGAUUCGCAGCGUGGAGGGGACUCAGCUGAAAGCUUACGUUUCCUUGGAAGUGUUGGAUCUGAGUUCAAACAACAUCACGGAAGUCCGGAGUUCCUGCUUUCCACAUGGACUGCCUCUAAGGGAGCUCAACCUGGCGAGCAACCGGAUUGGCACCCUGGAGUCGGGAGCAUUUGAUGGUCUGUCACGGUCGCUGCUAACUCUUCGCCUGAGCAAAAACAGGAUCACCCGGCUUCCUGUAAAAGCAUUCAAGUUACCCAGGCUGACACAACUGGAUCUCAAUCGGAAUCGGAUUCGAUUGAUCGAGGGCCUCACGUUCCAGGGGCUGGACAGUUUAGAGGUGCUGAAGCUUCAGCGGAACAACAUCAGCAAUCUGACAGAUGGGGCCUUCUGGGGCCUGUCCAAGAUGCACGUGCUGCACCUGGAGUACAACAGCCUGCUGGAAGUGAACAGCGGCUCGCUGUACGGCCUCACGGCCCUGCACCAGCUCCACCUCAGCAACAACUCCAUCUCCCGUAUUCACCGGGACGGCUGGAGCUUCUGCCGGAAGCUGCAUGAGUUGGUCCUGUCCUUCAACAACCUGACGCGGCUGGACGAGGAGAGCCUGGCAGAGCUGAGCAGCUUGGGUGUCCUGCGUCUCAGCCACAAUGCCAUCAGCCACAUCGCGGAAGGCGCCUUCAAGGGACUCAAGAACCUGCGAGUCUUGGACCUGGACCACAACGAGAUUUCGGGCACCAUAGAGGACACAAGUGGCGCCUUCACGGGGCUUGACAGCCUGAGCAAGCUUACUCUGUUUGGAAAUAAGAUCAAGUCCGUGGCUAAGCGAGCAUUCUCGGGGCUGGAAGGCCUGGAGCACCUGAACCUUGGAGAGAAUGCAAUCAGGUCUGUCCAGCUUGAUGCCUUUGUGAAGAUGAAGAAUCUUAAGGAGCUCCAUAUCAGCAGUGAUAGCUUCCUGUGUGACUGUCAGCUGAAGUGGCUGCCCCCGUGGUUAAUGGGCAGGAUGCUGCAAGCCUUCGUGACAGCCACCUGUGCCCACCCAGAAUCACUGAAGGGCCAGAGCAUUUUCUCUGUGUUGCCGGAGAGUUUCGUGUGUGACGACUUCCCGAAGCCACAGAUCAUCACCCAGCCAGAGACGACCAUGGCCGUGAUGGGCAAGGACAUCCGGUUCAUGUGCUCGGCAGCCAGCAGCAGCAGCUCCCCCAUGACCUUCGCCUGGAAGAAGGACAACGAGGUCCUGGCCAACGCUGACAUGGAGAACUUUGCCCACGUCCGCGCGCAGGAUGGGGAAGUCAUGGAGUACACCACCAUCCUGCACCUUCGUCAGGUCACCUUUGGACACGAGGGCCGCUACCAGUGUGUCAUCACCAAUCACUUUGGCUCCACCUACUCGCACAAGGCCAGGCUCACUGUGAAUGUGUUGCCAUCGUUCACCAAAAUGCCUCAGGACAUUGCCAUCCGGACUGGCACGAUGGCCCGCCUUGAGUGUGCCGCCACCGGCCACCCUAACCCCCAGAUCGCCUGGCAGAAGGAUGGCGGCACGGAUUUCCCUGCUGCUCGUGAGCGCCGCAUGCACGUCAUGCCGGAUGACGACGUGUUUUUUAUCACCGAUGUGAAAAUAGAUGACAUGGGGGUUUAUAGCUGUACCGCCCAGAAUUCAGCUGGCUCCAUUUCUGCCAACGCCACCCUGAGUGUCUUAGAGACCCCAUCCUUGGCGGUGCCCUUGGAAGACCGCGUGGUGUCUGUGGGAGAAACGGUGGCCCUUCAGUGCAAAGCUACGGGGAGCCCCCUGCCCCGCAUCACCUGGCUCAAGGGGGGCCGCCCGCUGAGCCUCACGGAGCGGCACCACUUCACCCCUGGCAACCAGCUGCUCGUCGUCCAGAACGUGGUGGCAGAGGACGCGGGCCGGUACACCUGCGAGAUGUCCAACACCCUGGGCACCGAGCGAGCACACAGCCAGCUGAGCAUCUUGCCCACGCCCGGCUGCAGGAAGGAUGGGACCACCGUGGGCAUCUUCACCAUCGCCGUGGUGUGCAGCAUCGUGCUGACCUCGCUGGUGUGGGUGUGCAUCAUCUACCAGACCAGGAAGAAGAGCGAGGAGUACAGUGUCACCAACACAGAUGAAACUAUCGUGCCACCGGAUGUUCCAAGCUACCUUUCUUCUCAGGGGACCCUGUCUGACCGACAGGAAACCGUGCUCAGGACUGAGGGCGGCCAUCAGCCCAGCGGGCACGUUGAGAGCAACGGUGUGUGUCCGAGGGAUGCGGGCCUCUUCCCCGAGGCCGAUGCCCACGGGAUUCCCUGCAGGCAGCCCAGGCUCUGCGCGGGCUACAGGAAGGAGCCGUGGAAGGUGACGGAGAAGGCUGACGGGACACCUGCGCCACGUAAGCUGGAACCCAGUGGCCCGACAGUGUGUAGUGACUGCAACGCUGACGUGGACGGUUACUCCGAGGAACAAGCCUUCUACGCCCAGCCCGUGUCCAGAGACAGUGCACAACCGAGUACGCUCGGUGGCCGGGAGCCCAGUCGGAACGACCGAGAACAUUCUCCGCAUCAGCAGAGCAGUGGGACUGUUGAUGGGUCUUGUACCGACUACAGGGGGUCUCUGUACCCCAGUAACCACGACAGAAUGCUGAUGGCCUUGAAGAAAAAGCCAGCGGCAUCUCUAGAUGGAAAAGGGGAUUCUUCUUGGACUUUAGCAAGGUUGUAUGAACCGGACUCCACUGACCUGCACCCUGCGUCGUCAUUAAGUUCGGGCAAUCCAGAGCUCACGGAGGCUGCCCCGGGCUUUCCUGGCCCCCCCAGUGAAGCCCAGCACUUGCUUAUUUCCAAUGGCCACCUGCCCAAGGCAUGUGACUCCGAUCCUGAGUCCCCAGCACUGACAGGACCGCUCCCUGGGAAACGGAGAGUGCCAUUGAUGUUGGCACCGAAAAGCUAGGCUUUGUCUACCUCAGCUCUUGUUCUACCAGUCUCUGCGGAGAGAGAGAGGUAGGAGGGGCCGUGAGGAAGCUUGGGUUCAAGCGUCACUGAUCUGUACAUAGUUUUAACUUCCGUGUGGAGUAUCAGUCGUUCAAAGGACUUGCAUCUGAAGCACAGAAA